CCAAAAACAACAGAAGUAGAGAUUUUUUUCGGUUAGGUGUUAAAUGCGUUUACAUAUCUCUGACGCGGCAAUUGCCGCCUUCUUCAGUGCAGCGAAAUAGAAGUAAAAGUGAAAGUGCCGAGAUUCGCAUUAUUUCUGCGUAGGUGAACACAUUUAUCAGAGCUCUCAGAGAGGGACAGGAGCGCAGCAUGCGCUUGUGGAAAAAUCGAUCAAAAAUGCGAAUAGCCGCAAUUGGCAGGGUGCCCACCAGCACCACCAUUACCAGGAGCACCACCAGAGCAACACAUCGCUUCAAGCAGCUGGCACAGUUACUUAUUGGCGGCAUUCUCUACAUGACAAUUGCAUCGCAUCCACAGAUGAGAGCAGCGGCCACAGCCACCGCCCCAGCCACAGCCGUUGCCACAGCCACAGCCACAGCCAGCGGCAGUUUCGAUGAGAACGGCGUGGACACAUCCUCGUCAGCGGCUCAAGUGUCGUCCUUGCUGCCCGAGGUCGGCGCCCUGUCGGCGACUGGUGUCCUGGUGGAGCCAUAUCUGGAUGGUUAUGCCACAUCGAAUGUGACCACGCAGAUUGGCACCCAUGCCUAUCUGCCCUGUCGGGUUAAACAGCUUGGCAACAAGUCCGUAUCCUGGAUACGUUUACGUGAUGGCCACAUACUCACGGUCGACAGAGCUGUGUUCAUUGCGGAUCAGCGCUUUCUGGCGCUCAAACAGCCAGAUAAAUACUGGACGCUGCAAAUCAAAUAUGUGCAGGCGCGGGAUGCGGGCACCUACGAGUGCCAGGUCUCCACGGAGCCCAAAGUGAGCGCGCGCGUGCAGCUGCAAGUUGUUGUUCCUCGCACCGAAAUACUCGGCGAACCGGAUCGCUAUGUCAAAGCCGGCAGCAAUGUGGUCCUACGCUGCAUUGUGCGCGGCGCCUUGGAGCCGCCAACGUUCAUCAUGUGGUACCAUGGAGCCGAGCAGCUGGCUGCGGAUUCGCGUCGCCAUCGCACGCAAUUGGAUCCGAAUCUGCCAGAGGCCAGCGGUGAGGGUCAGAGCACGAUCGGCUCAUUAAUCAUCGAGUCGGCCAAGAAGCGUGACACAGGCAAUUACACUUGUAGCCCGUCAAACAGUCCCAGUGCGACGGUAACACUCAACAUUAUAAAUGGGGAAUCAUCGGCUUCGGCUGUGACGUCAUCCGCACCCAUCACACGUGCGUACACCCUGGGCAUCCUGGCUUUGCUCCUCAGCGUUAUCCUGAUUGGGGCAGGACAUCGCACAUGACAAGUUGAGGCUGGAAGCAAACAGCAACUGAUUUAAGCUAAAAACGAAAAGUAGCAGCAGCUGCGAGUCGAAGCAAAAAUAAUAAGUGCAGCCAACAAAAAUUAUAAAUUAAUAAAAAGCAAAAUCGAGCAGCAAACGAUGCCAUACAAAAAUAUUUAAAAAAAAAAUAGUGCAUGUUGUAAGCUAGUUGAUUUUAUCUGCUAACUAAUAAAAUAAGCAUUGAAAAAAAAAACACGACCCAGAAAAACUGUGGAGGAAACGAAGUAAACAGGAGUAAAAACAAGAGUGUUUGACAAGCUAAAAGUAUGCAAAUAAAUUGUAAGUACUACAAGCUCUAAGCAACUAGUCGUAAAACCUUAGAGCUA
Molecule: messenger RNA, 1627 nt
Organism: Drosophila montana
Lineage: Eukaryota; Metazoa; Arthropoda; Insecta; Diptera; Drosophilidae
Gene: dpr11
Product: defective proboscis extension response 11
Exons: 7
Coding region: 189-1262 (357 amino acids)
Biological process (GO): synapse organization
Cellular component (GO): neuron projection membrane
Source: RefSeq, a predicted model, not a curated record